This is a messenger RNA of Bipolaris maydis ATCC 48331, 1853 nucleotides long. RefSeq lists its product as uncharacterized. The record is from RefSeq and is a predicted model, not a curated record. NCBI's taxonomy places the organism in Eukaryota, Fungi, Ascomycota, Dothideomycetes, Pleosporales, Pleosporaceae.
AUGUUGCUCACACUCUCUAAUCCAGUCAAGCCCGACUUCGACUUCAAACCUCAUGCAUACUCUGCAGCCUUUUCAUCUUCUACAGCUACUCGAUACUCUGACAAGCCCCACGGCGGGUCGCCUCUCUCACAGUCUGCCAAUUCUUCUCACACGAUGAGCACGCCUCACAGGGGAUUGCCUCCUCCCUCGGCAAUGACCCUACCAGAUCCGGCGCGAGGACCUCCACCAAUAUCUUCCUCACUGGGCCAAUUACCUCCGGCUCCUUCUCAGUGGCAAGGUGCCGAAGAUGGAAUGAAGAACUGGUUGGCGACCAAAGCUGAAGAGGAGAGACGCAAGCAAGAGGAGGAGAAGACGAGGCAGGAAACUUUGCGGCUUGAGCAGCGAAAGGUUGAGCAGUCAAUGCUUAGAGAAUCUAUGCAAGGCGGAGUACCGCCUCAUCUGGUACCUAUAAUAUUCGCCGGCAUUGGUGGAGGCAGCCUUGCAAACAUCAGUGCCGAAUGGAUACAACAAUACACUUCACAGGUUCAAGCUGCCCACCAACAAGCACAGGCUCAGGCGCAACCACAACUUUCUCCUGAUCUCCGACGAGACCCAAGGAUGAUCGGACAACCACAGUCGACAACGUAUGCUGGCCAAGUACAAGCAGCACAAGCGAUAGUUCCCCCAACGGCAGUUCUACCUGGCCAACCACUGCCUACGCAAAAUCAACAAGCACCAAUCUCGAAUCCAGUAUAUAGUGGAGGACAGCUCUCACCACGCGCAAGAGCUGCACAAGCCAGUCUCGGUGGCCCCCCUACAUCAGCACCACGAUCCUUACCACAGUCACAACUACCACGGUUGACGACUAACGAAAUGACUAUACAACAGCCUCCUGCAACGCCAGCUGGAGUGCAACAACUACAACAAACACAGACACAACAACAGGACCAAUCAUCACCCUCAAUAUACUUCCACCACUGGGUUCCCCCAUCCUCGUCUUCACAAGAGAAGAAUUCGAGUGGGAACCCGCCAGCUACGCCUUCAGGUAAAUACAAAACUUCGCCUGUUCACCAGUCACGGCAACGUGCAGCGUCGCAUGCGUCUGACGUAGAGUACACCAGCUCCCCAAAAAAGCGCAAGGCUCAAGGCCCACACCAACCAGCACCACAUCCUACAUCGGCGCCAGGGUCUAACGCAUCACCUUCUUUCUCGCACAAAUCGUCGUCUUCGACAUCGACACCAGGUCGGCGAGGACACGCUCGAAACCGAUCUGAUGCAUCCACGCGGGCGCCGGACGGCCCCAGCGGUUCACUGAGUCGUAGAAGCACCAUUUCCGGUCUUGCACACGAGACGAUCGUGCGGCAAGGCGACAUGGCAGAAGAAGCAAGAGACACAGAUGGCAAAGCACACCCCAACGCAGACCAGGUGUACACAGCCCCGUCUCAAAGAAAUGAGCAAUCAGGACACAGUCAGCCAAGCUACGCGCCAGUAUCUACGGCUGUUCAACCUGAAACCCAAAAAUAUGGGACACAGCAACAACAACAACAUUGGGAACGCGGAUAUAUGCAAUCACCCAAACGGGAGGCUGGGGACCAUUAGAUUAGGAAAUGGUUUCAGCAGCAUUGCCAUUUGAAUCCGGAUUGGUUACUAUGAGGAAUCUUUAUCGGCCCUUCGAGAAGCACAUCACCCUGGUCGCAAAGCGUUCAUGGGGAAUACGAGAGCGAGGGAAAGAACAGGAAUCUGCGUCGCAUUAAUGAUAAUCACACCAGAUCCACUGCAGGGAUGUUUGGCGCAAGGCUUUUUUUCCUUUCUCAGUCUCUUGCCAAGUUGGUAUCAUUUGCUAGCGAAAUGAGGUCGACUCCACAGACUCUAAG